UGUUCUUGUCCAAAUCGACGACUGUGUUGUGUCUCCUCCUCGCCCUUCUUAUUGGGCUCGGUUGCGAUGAAUGGCAUGGAGAAAACUGGGAAUGAUCCGAUGCAGCAAUUCCAGGGGAAUGCGUUCCCCUCCAUCUCCAAACAACUGCCUUCGAUGACGAAGGGGCCGUACCCCGGCUUCCCUCCGGCGUCUCCCUCGCUGCCGACGACGGCCCAUCGGUUGCCCCCUGCCUGUUCUCUCCACUCCCGCUCCCUCUCCCAGCCGGCGUUCUGCUCCCUGUCGCCACAGUCCUAUCGCGCCGACUCCUCGCCGACCGGCUCCCUAUCCGACUCCGUCUCCAUGGAUGACCACGACGCCUCCGUCUCCCGCUCCCCGCCGCUUCCUCCCAAGGACCCCGCCGGCGUUACCCCCGCCAGAGAUGGCCUUCCACCUCGCAAGGAUCACCGGCACUCCCAGAGCGAUGUCCCGUUCGCCUUCUUACCGUCAUCACUGGCUGCGGGUGCCGCUCCCCACUCCGCGGGGUUCGUGAUCUCUGCCAGGCCGCCGGCGGCGGGAACGAAGGGGGAGAGCCAAUGGGACCGUGGAUUGGGCGCCGAUGGCGUCACGGGUAGCGACUUGUUCAGCGCUUAUAUGAAUUUGCAAGGCUUCGAUGCGCUAACUUCCUCCGAGGACAAUCACGAGGAUCUGAACAGCAGAGAGAGUGGAUCCAAGACCAGUGUCGCUGGCAGUAGCGAGAACGAAGCAGAUAGCAAUUCUAAGAGACAUGUCGGUGGUAGUACUACAGUGUUGUGCGCCAACGAUUCAUCGAGGAAGGAAGGGAUGAAACCAAGUUCAGAGGUCAAUCCUGAUAUGGCGAACUUCAGUCACUGCAGGAGUCUUUCCAUGGACCGUUUCACGGGGAAGCUCAAUUACGAGGCGCCGCCGCUGAAGCUGCUGCCUUCUCCCGGAAUACUAGCAGCGCAGAGUUCUAAAGCCAACUCAUGGGACGGGGCUCCAAACACCUUCAGCUUAGAGUUUGGCAAUGGCCAGUUUACUGGGGCUGAGAUGAAGAAGAUCAUGGAGAAUGGAAAGCUCAUUGAGAUGGCAAUGACUGAUCCCAAACGUGUCAAAAGGAUAUUAGCCAACCGGCAGUCUGCUGCACGUUCUAAGGAGCGGAGGAUGAAGUAUAUCGCAGAGUUGGAACACAAAGUGCAGGCAUUGCAGACACAGACUACCACAUUGUCAGCACAGCUGACUUUGUUGCAAAGAGACUCAGCAGGCCUUGCAAACCAGAACAAUGAGUUGAUGUUUCGUCUUCAAGCUAUGGAACAACAGGCACAACUGAGAGAUGCUCUAAACGAGGCUCUGACUGGUGAAGUCCAGCGUCUGAAACUUGCUGCUACCGGGCUGGCUGAUGCUCAUCCUUCGAAUGACUUGCACCGGCAAACAUCAGCUAAUUCUCAGAUGUUUCAACCUCAGCCGAAGCAGCAACUUCCACAUACGCCUCUCUACCAACUGCAGAAACAGCAGACUGACACAGCAAUGGGGAACAGGUCACAGCAAUAAUUUCACCAGCAAACAAGGAUUUGGAUUAUACAGAAGAAUUUUGUGAGUUGCUCAGUUAUGUGGAUAAAAAGAUUCCACCACGCGUUAAACCGGAGGUUCCUUUUGGUUGGGGGUGGAGGCCGGGCAUAUGAAGUUUAUUGAUAUUGACCUUUGUUUUUUUUGUCAAACAUAAUAA
Molecule: messenger RNA, 1720 nt
Organism: Musa acuminata AAA Group (dessert banana)
Lineage: Eukaryota; Viridiplantae; Streptophyta; Magnoliopsida; Zingiberales; Musaceae
Product: bZIP transcription factor 29-like
Exons: 4
Coding region: 67-1545 (492 amino acids)
Biological process (GO): regulation of DNA-templated transcription
Cellular component (GO): nucleus
Molecular function (GO): DNA-binding transcription factor activity
Source: RefSeq, a predicted model, not a curated record